AUGCCCGCCGCCAAAUCUAUGAUCCUACGUUUCCAGAGCAAGAACGGCCAAUUUAGGCUAUCUGUUGAUCCUGACACACAUUUUACAGGCCUACUCUCCCAGAUCCUAGAUAAUCUACCGAAAGACGUCGAUUCGCAAUCCAUCGUACUAUCAAAUAAGCCCCAUGAUGGGGAGGAGAGGCUUCUGAGCUCCCUUAGAGGUGUGCCUAUAGCAAGAGUUGGUCUUCGGCAUGGAGACCAGUUGUUUCUCAAGUAUGAUACACAACCUCCAAUAAAUGGCCACGCUACCGUACCCCUACCCUCACAAGCACAACCGCACAACUCUUCAAACAGACUGAAUGGCCAGCCAAUCUUACCUACCGAAGAUCCUCCUCUCAUCGACCCCACUCCUCAAUCUUCAAGCACCGAACCUGGUAAAAGUCCUUGGGAGACUGUCCAGCAAUCCGAGCUCGACAACCGCCUCGACAGACAAGAUGGGAAGAUCCAGCGGCGGAGAGAUGAAAAGAUGUGUAGGCACGGUCCGAAGGGAAUGUGCGACUAUUGUAUGCCCAUGGAACCUUACGACCCACGCUUGUUGGAAGAGAGGAAGAUCAAACUUCUGUCCUUCCACUCCUACCUCCGGAAGAUCAACUCCAAGACGAAUAAACCAGAGCUCAAGCAGUCUUACAUGCCACCGCUAAGUGAGCCCUUCUACCGUGUAAAGCUUGAUUGCCCCUCCGGCCAUCCUUCUUGGCCCGACGGCAUCUGUACCAAAUGUCAGCCUAGCGCGAUCACUUUGCAAGCACAACCCUUUCGAAUGGUAGAUCACGUGGAAUUUGCCUCACCCGAUCUCAUCAACACAAUUCUAGAUUUCUGGAGAUCCUCCGGCGCACAAAGAACUGGGUUUCUCUAUGGUCACUACGAAGAAUAUCACAAGGUCCCCCUCGGUAUUAAGGCUGUCGUGGAAGCGAUAUACGAACCACCCCAAGUGGAUGAGAUAGACGGCGUUACAUUGCAGCAAUGGGAUAAUCAGAAAGAUGUCAACGAAGUUGCACGAUUAUGUGGGUUAGAGCAAGUCGGAGUCAUCUUUACAGAUCUAAUUGACGCUGGUACUGGAGAUGCUAAAGUCAUUUGCAAGCGUCACAUUGACUCAUUCUAUCUUUCAUCUUUAGAAAUCGCUUUUGCCGCUCGGUUGCAGGCACAACAUCCUAAAGCUACCAAAUGGAGCGAUUCUGGCUACUUUGGAUCUAAUUUUGUUACUUGUGUCAUAAGUGGAGAUGAUGAAGGCCAGAUCGCCAUCACGGCAUAUCAAGUUUCAAACUCGGCCGUUGAAAUGGUUCGAGCAGACAUCAUUGAGCCUUCAGCGGAACCUGGGGUGAUGCUUGUUCAGGAUGAAGAAGAAGUCAACGAAGCUGUAAGCCGUACACGGUACAUUCCCGAGGUCUUCUAUCGGCGCCUCAAUGAGUAUGGUGCAAAUGUGCAAGAGAAUGCGAAGCCCAGCUUCCCAGUAGAGUACCUACUGACGACACUGACUCACGGCUUCCCCACGGAAUCUUCGCCAAUGUUUAACAAUUCCCAAUUUACUGUCGAGAAUCGAGAAGUGAUUGGGCAAGGUCAGGAACUCAAGAAUGUGUCUGAGCAGCUCGGCGUCAAGAACCAGAAAGGUAUCCAAGCAGUCUCCGACUUUCACCUCCUCUGCUUCAUUCAUAACAUGGGUGUUCUUAGCAAGGAGGAAGAAGCCGUCCUUUGCCGAGUCGCACGCACACACGAUGUUGGUGACGGAUUCCAGCUUCUGGAAACCCCUGGUUGGAAGACACUGCUUGCAAUAUUGCAAGAGAGCGGACAUGGCGAGGGCGUCGCUGGCGACCAGCUUGCUAAGAGGUUCAAGGGAGCUAGCUUAGGGUAG
Bacidia gigantensis is the source of this 1884-nucleotide messenger RNA. It is a transcript of the gene NPL4, whose product is annotated as nuclear protein localization protein 4. The record is from RefSeq and is a predicted model, not a curated record. Gene Ontology annotation, molecular function: ubiquitin binding; ubiquitin protein ligase binding. The coding region runs from base 1 to 1884 and encodes 627 amino acids. Gene Ontology annotation, biological process: ubiquitin-dependent protein catabolic process. NCBI's taxonomy places the organism in Eukaryota, Fungi, Ascomycota, Lecanoromycetes, Lecanorales, Ramalinaceae. The transcript has 5 exons. Gene Ontology annotation, cellular component: nucleus.